Molecule: messenger RNA, 2729 nt
Organism: Chrysoperla carnea
Lineage: Eukaryota; Metazoa; Arthropoda; Insecta; Neuroptera; Chrysopidae
Product: probable 28S rRNA (cytosine(4447)-C(5))-methyltransferase
Exons: 2
Coding region: 144-2339 (731 amino acids)
Biological process (GO): rRNA base methylation; maturation of LSU-rRNA
Cellular component (GO): nucleolus
Molecular function (GO): RNA binding; rRNA (cytosine-C5-)-methyltransferase activity
Source: RefSeq, a predicted model, not a curated record
AGGAUAUGAAUACGAAUAUUCGGUUCAUCACUAAUAUGAAUACUAGCCAUCUACUGAAUGAUUCAAGAACAAUAAAUUUCUGUCAAUUAUAUUAAUCUUAGGUUAAAAUAAAUUUAACUAAAACACACGUGUUUGCUUACAAAAUGGGACGAAAAGCAAAAUUUGAUGAAGAAACUAUUGUACAAAAACGUGGACCUGGUAGAAAAACUAAAAAACAAAAAGAUCCAACAUUUGAUAAAAAAUUAACUGAAUCUAAAGAUGAUAUAAAAAAGAAAUUAGGCCAUAGACAGAAACAACGUGCCAAGAAACGACUAAAGAAAAUUGAAUUAAAGAAUGAAGCUAAGAAACUUAAGCUUGAAAACCAGAAGAAAGAGGUUGUAAAAACUGAAUCCGAACAGAACGAUAGUGAUGAAAAUGAUGAAGUUGAAAAUGAAAAAGUAAUCAAAAUAAACGGUAAAUUAAAACAAACCAAGAAAAUUAAAUUGAAAAAUGAAACUAAAAAGCUUAAAGUAAAAAAACAACAGAAAGAACAGAAUGAAUUAGAGCAAGGGGGUAGUGAUGAAGAUGUUGACGAUUCCGUAGAAGAAGAACAAAUCGUACCAAAUCUUAAAAAGAAAGAAGCGAAGAAAAAAAACGUUAAAAUCGAAGCGAAAAAACGCAAACUUGAAAAGCAAAAGAAAAAAGAUAGCGAUAAGGAAUCUGAUCAAGAAGAAAUUGUAACAAAUCAUAAACAGAAACAAACGAAAAAAAGCAAAUUAAAAAAUGAAGCCAAAAAGCGCAAACUUGAAAAACAAAUUGAAUCAGAAGAAGAAAAUAGUGAUGAAGAUGAGGAAGAAGAAGCUGAAAGCGAAGAAGAAAGUCCCAAAAAGAAAAAGGCAAAAGGUUAUACAGAUGAAAACAGUAGUUGGCUACAACUUAAAAAGAAAUCAGCUGUAAAAAUAGGUACACUUGAUGAACUCGAAGACGAUGAAAAUGAUAGCGCUGUUGAGGACGAUGAUUACAACACAACAGAAAAUUCAGAUGAAUCCGAAGAUAGUGAUUCAGAUGAAUUACCAAUUGAAAAAGCAAAUAAACAAUUGAAAGCUAAAAAAAUGGAAGAUGAUAAACUAGCCGAAGAAGAAUUAAAAUCUGCCGUUGACAAUCAAGCCGACUUUGUGUUCCCUGAUGAAAAUGACGACCAUGUUGUUGAUUUACAAGAAAUUCAACAAAGAAUUCGAGAUGUUAUAAUGGUAUUAUCAGAUUUUAAACGACUACGAGAUCCAAAUCGACCCAGAUCUGAUUACAUUAGUUUGUUAACAAAAGAUCUGUGUGCAUAUUACAGUUAUAAUGAAUUUUUAAUUGAACGAUUUUUGCAACUCUUUACUUUAUCCGAAUUACUUGAAUUUCUUGAAGCUAGCGAAGUACAACGACCACUUACAAUUCGCACAAAUAGUUUAAAAACUCGUCGGCGUGAUUUGGCACAAGCUUUAAUUAAUCGAGGUGUUAAUUUGGAUCCAAUUGGUAAAUGGACUAAAGUUGGUUUAGUUGUAUAUUCGUCAACCGUACCCAUUGGUGCAACUCCCGAAUAUUUAGCAGGUCAUUACAUAUUACAAGGGGCAUCAAGUUUAUUACCUGUAAUGGCGUUAGCACCCCAAGAAAAUGAAAAAAUAUUGGAUAUGUGUGCGGCUCCAGGUGGAAAAGCGUCUCAUAUAGCAUCAUUAAUGAAAAAUACUGGAAUAUUGAUAGCAAAUGACGUAAAUAAAGAAAGAUUACAUUCCGUUGUAGGUAAUUUUCAUCGUUUAGGAAUAACAAAUUCUGUAAUUUGUUCAUUGGAUGGUCGUAAAUUUCCUACGGUGACAAAAGGUUUCGAUCGUGUUUUGUUAGAUGCUCCAUGCACCGGUACCGGUGUCAUAGCGAAAGAUCCUAGUGUAAAAACCAACAAAGAUGAAACCGAUAUUAAACGAUGUUUUAAUUUACAAAGAGAACUUUUAUUAGCUGCUAUCGAUUGUACAAACGCAAAAUCAGCAAACGGAGGUUAUAUUGUAUAUUCGACAUGUUCUGUUUUACCAGAAGAAAAUGAAUGGGUUGUUGAUUAUGCGUUGCGAAAACGGAAUGUUAAAUUAGUACCAACUGGGUUAGAAUUUGGAACUGAAGGUUUUGUUAAUUACCGGCAACAUCGAUAUCAUCCAACAAUGAAUUUAACGCGGCGGUAUUAUCCACAUACACAUAAUAUGGAUGGAUUUUUUGUUGCUAAACUUAAGAAAUUCUCAAAUACUUUGCCGAAAAAACAAAAUGAUGAGGUGGAAGAAGAGGAGGAAAUUGAAAGUGGUGUAGAAACAGAUAAUGCGGUUAAUCAAUAAAUAUUUUUUAUUAAGCGUUGUUAAAGAAAUAAAUUUUUGGGGGGAUAUGUAGAUUGUUUAUAUCUAUGUAUGCAUUUAUUGACUUUUUUAAAGAACUUUCGUUUUGUUGUUUAUUAUCGACAUUUUUCUAGAUACAUGACCAAUUUUCUUUAAAAUGUUAAUAUAUUUUCUAAAACGACAAUUCAAAUACAAUUAUUCCCGAAUAUGACCAAAAUAUGUCUCCGAAAGAGUUCAAUUUAAAAAAAAAAAAAUAGCAGUAAAUCAUUUUUGCAAUGUCUAAAAUAGUAGGUAAAAUUUGGAAGAAUUUCAAACGAGAGCUGUGUUGGGCAUGUUUGUGAAACUUGAAUUCAUUCAAUAACGUCGUAUAUUAUUGAAAAUAUUAAUUAUAUA